AUGCUGCUAGUGAUUUCAGUCGAAAAUAAUAAUGAAGUAAUUUGGGUUGUGAAAGGUGAUGAUGAUCAUAAUGGAGAGUAUCACAUAACAUGGGAUGAUUUGACUUUGAGUUCCAACAAUGGCGGAGGUGGUGGUGGUCAGGCUAGAAUCAUCGUGGUCGACAAAAACGGCGGCGGCGAUUCUUCGACCGUGCAAGGCGCGGUCGACUUGGUGCCGGAGAAUAAUCCUUGGAGAGUGAAAAUCCACAUUCUCCCCGGAGUUUACAGCGAAAAGGUGCAUGUCCCGGCAUCGAAACCGUUGAUAUCGUUCAUCGGAGACGAAGAUAAGAGCUCCGAAACAGUUAUAACAUGGCACGACAAAGCUUCGGACAGGGGCAACAAUGGAAAUAUGUUGGGGACCGAGAACACGGCCACCGUGAAUGUCGAAUCCGACUACUUUUGCGCCUCAAGUGUCACUUUCGAGAAUUCAGUAGUUUGUACGGCCAUCGAAGGAUGCCAAGCGGUGGCCGUGAGAGUAGCUGGUGAUAAAAGCGUGUUUUACAAAGCCCGAUUUCUUGGCUCGCAGGACACGCUUCUGGACGAAUAUGGGGCCCACUUUUUUCUCCAGUGUCUUGUGCAGGGCUCAGUGGACUUCAUAUUUGGCUUUGCAAGGUCACUCUACCAGGGCUGCACCAUAUCUGUGGUGGGGAAUCCGUACACGAUAACGGCACAGAGCAGAGGCUCGGCAAACGAAAAUACGGGCUACUCGUUCUUGAACUGCACGUUGACUGGAAACGGGCCCGUCUACUUAGGCCGAGCCUGGGGAGACUAUUCGCGCGUCAUAUUUGCUUAUAGCGAGUUCGAUUUAGAUGUAUUCCCCGAUGGGUGGAGUGACUGGGGAGUUCCAUCUAGGGACAGUACGGUGGUGUUCGGAGAAUACAAGUGCAAAGGCAGGGGAGCAAACCGAAGAGGAAGAGUUUCUUAUGCAAAAGAGCUGAGUGAUGUGGAGGCAGUGCCUUAUCUUAGUACAACAUUCAUAAGUGGGGAGUUCUGGCUAAGACUCUAG
Striga hermonthica is the source of this 1044-nucleotide messenger RNA. Lineage: Eukaryota; Viridiplantae; Streptophyta; Magnoliopsida; Lamiales; Orobanchaceae. The record is from the annotation of a GenBank genome assembly.